Messenger RNA from Planococcus citri (citrus mealybug), 5258 nucleotides. It is a transcript of the gene RpI1, whose product is annotated as RNA polymerase I subunit RpI1. Gene Ontology annotation, molecular function: DNA binding. The coding region runs from base 184 to 5223 and encodes 1679 amino acids. The transcript is spliced from 13 exons. NCBI's taxonomy places the organism in Eukaryota, Metazoa, Arthropoda, Insecta, Hemiptera, Pseudococcidae. Gene Ontology annotation, cellular component: RNA polymerase I complex. Gene Ontology annotation, biological process: DNA-templated transcription. The record is from RefSeq and is a predicted model, not a curated record.
AAGUUCAUGCAGCAGAAAAUUUGAGUUUUGACAGAAAAGUUGAACAUAUUUUUUGAAAAACACCAUGAAAGUGUAAAGUUAUUACCAUUAAAUUGAACUGAAAAAUGUUAAUUUCAACCAGAAACAUUCAUUGGAAGUGUAUUUUAAUAUUAUAACAUUCAUUGAACGAAAAGAAAACCCAAAAUGUACUACCAUCGUUUUUACACGGUUGAUCCAUUCAAACCACGUUCGGUGGAAUUUGACGUUUGGUCGACGGAAGAUGUUAGAAAUUUAAGCGUUACUGCCAUUCAUACGCAUAUUUCAUUCGACGGUCUAGGUUAUCCUGUGGUAGGUGGCCUGUACGAUCCUCGGUUAGGACCUAUCAGAUUCAACAGUGAUCCAUGCGCGACGUGUAAUAACUCUAUGAUGAAAUGUUCCGGUCAUUAUGGACAUAUUGAACUUCCUUUUGCCGUGUUCAAUCCGAUGUUUACCGCCAUCGUGGCGAACUUACUAAGAAUUUCAUGCCUAAGUUGCCACUAUAUCAUGAUACCGGAGCUCGAAAAACUUGUAUUGGUUGCCCAGCUUAAGUUAAUCGAUUUUGGACACUUAGUCGAAGCGCGUGAAUUGGAUAAAUUUUUGUCGGAAGAAUAUUCCAGCAGUACUCCUUCUCAACUCAAAGAAAAAAUAGACGAAAUAGUUUCAAGCACUUUAUCACAACCUCCGAAUCAUCAGUGUAGAAACGCGGGCGAUUUAUGGCGAUUUUACGUGAACAAAGCAUUUCGCAGAGGCGGUAACGCUAAGGGUUGUUUCAACUGUAACAAACGAGUAAAGAAAGUAUCUUUUUAUAAGGGAAAGUUAUUCAUCGAAACUAUUACAGAUGACGGCGACGACAAAAAAGCCAAACAUCUCCUGUUGCCGUUAGAUGCUAAAAAAGCUAUGAGAGAAAUAUGGAUGAAAGAUAGAGCGACGUUGGAAGCUCUGGUCAAAGUGUUGUCUUCUUCAAAUGUUGAAUUCCCUACAGAUUUAUGCUUCUUGUCGGCUAUUUUAGUCACACCGACAAAUACACGACCCGUACAAAUAAUUAAUCAAAAACCUGUUGAACAUACCAAAAAUGCUCUGUAUAAAACGAUAUUGUUAGAUUGCCUACAAGUUAGAAGUAUUAUGCAAGCCUCAAACAAACAAAAAAAUAAAGAAAAAGACCUUUCUAAAGAAGUCGAAGAUGUUGUGAAUGCGUGUAGAGGAACCGAUUUAAAUGAAAAACUACAGAAUUCUUGGCAUUCGUUGCAAAUGAGCGUCAAUUCAUUAUUGGAUUCGUCCGCCGUUCGUAGCUCAGCAAAUUCCAAUGCUAAUAUAAAUAAAGUCGGAUUAAAACAAUUGGUUGAAAAGAAACAGGGGAUUUUGAGAAAAAAUAUGAUGGGCAAGCGAGUUGAUUUUUUCGCCCGUUCCGUCAUCACUCCAGAUCCUCUACUAAGCGUCGAUGAAAUCGGAAUACCGGAUGUUUUCGCUAAAAAAUUGACUUUUCCUGUUCCUGUCACUCCAUGGAAUGUAACAAAAUUACGUAAGAUGGUUUUAAACGGUCCGUCAACGUAUCCUGGUGCUAAUAUGGUGGAAUGCGACGAUGGUACCAUCACGUGGAUAUCAGGUACCAAUGCAGAAAGUCGCAAAGGUUUAGCCAAAACUUUACUUACGCCGAAUAUGGACUCAAAAGGACCAAAAGUUGUGCAUCGACACCUGCUCGACGGCGAUAUGUUACUUAUUAAUCGACAACCGUCAUUGCACAAACCCAGUAUUAUGGCCCAUAAAGCUCGUAUUUUAAAGGGCCAAAAAACUUUUCGAUUGCAUUACGCCAACUGCAAAGCUUACAACGCUGAUUUCGACGGAGAUGAAAUGAACGCGCAUUUACCGCAAGGGGAAUUAGCUCGAGCCGAAGCCUCUGAAAUAGUCAAUGUAGCGAACCAAUACCUGGUACCGAGAGAUGGCACUCCUCUCAGCGGUUUAAUUCAAGAUCACGUAGUCGCUGGAGUACGUCUAUCAAUUAGAGGAAAAUUCUUCACUCGUAUGGAGUAUAAUCACUUAGUUUACCAAGCUUUGAGUUUCCUCAAAGACGAUAUUCAAUUGCUACCUCCUACGAUGCUCAAACCUGCGCAAUUAUGGUCUGGAAAACAAAUUAUAUCGACUAUCAUAAUUAAUCUCACUCCUAAAGGCGGCGCGUUGUUAAAUUUGAAUUCAUCUGCUAAAAUCGGAUUCAACGCCUGGCCGAUGUCGAAAGAAAAAUGCCCACAUUCGUCGUUGCAAACAAGAAAGGAAAUGUCAGAAAGUAACGUGAUCAUAAGGAACGGAGAAUUACUAUGCGGCAUUUUAGAUAAAAAUCACGUCGGUGCUACUCACUACGGUUUAAUCCAUUGUUUCUACGAACUAUACGGCGGUCAAAGUGCUACCAACUUAUUAGGCGCUUUUUCCAAACUUUGCACUCAUUAUCAACAGAAACACGGAUUCACUCUCGGAGUCAGAGACAUUUUGGUGCAAAAUAAAGCCGAUCGUAAGCGAGCGGUUACAGCUAUUGAAACCAAAUCAGCGGGUAUUGAGGCAGCAAAAAGUGCUUUGGAUAUCCCUCCUGAAGAAUCUAUCGAUGAACAAAAUUUAUCUCGUUUAUUGGAGGGAGCUUAUAGGAAGAAUUCGAACUUCAGAACUUUGAUUGAUAGGCAGUAUAAAUCGGUACUAGACAAGUACAAUAACGAAAUUAAUAGAACUUGCCUACCUGGUGGGUUACUGGAAUUGUUUCCUGGUAAUAAUUUACAACUGAUGGUGCAAUCCGGUGCUAAAGGAUCAACUGUUAACACGAUGCAGAUUUCGUGCUUACUUGGACAAAUCGAAUUGGAAGGUAAACGACCACCUUUAAUGAUUUCUGGCCGAUCGUUACCUAGUUUUAGACCUUACGACUGCUCACCCAUGGCUGGAGGAUUUAUUGCUAGUCGUUUUAUGACUGGAAUACAACCUCAAGAAUUUUUCUUUCAUUGUAUGGCUGGCAGAGAAGGGUUGAUUGAUACUGCUGUCAAGACUAGUCGUAGUGGAUAUUUACAAAGAUGCUUAGUCAAACACUUGGAAGGUUUGGUUGUCAAUUAUGAUUUAACAGUUCGUGAUAGCGACAAUAGUGUGAUACAAUUUCAAUACGGCGAAGAUGGAUUAGAUAUUUCGAAAUCUCAGCUUUUGAAGAAAGAUCAAUUACAGUUUUUCGCAGAUAAUUUAGAAGCUUUCCACGAUAAAUCCGGUUUAAAAUCGUUCAAGAAAAUGACAAAUAAGGAUGAGAUAAAGGAAAGAAAAGCUCGCAUUUAUCCUUGGUUAGAAAACAAAUCGUAUUGCGCUAAAGGAAAUAGAGACAACGGAUUUUUACGUUUUUGUCAAGAGUGGGACGAUGAAGUACCACGCAUUAAGAAAAAAAAGAAAAUGCCGGGCAGAACAGAUAACGCGCAAAAAUUUUGUAAUGUAUGGAAUACCAUGUUGCAUGAAGAAACCAAAAUGGAAUUUGAAAAUAAAGUAGAAAAAUGUCCUGAUCCUGUGAUGUCCUCUUUUAAACCGGAUGUGAAUUUAGGUUCUGUCUCUGAAAAUGUCGAAUGCAUGAUCAACGAUUUUUUGAAUGAAAAGAAGAAUGAAUUGCCGUUUAAAAAAUCGAAAUUUAAGGAUGCGAUUUAUUUGAAAUCUUUCUCGUCUUUGUGCCAACCUGGAGAAGCUGUUGGUGUUUUAGCUGCACAAUCGGUUGGUGAACCAUCUACUCAAAUGACGCUCAAUACUUUCCAUUUUGCUGGCCGUGGUGAAAUGAACGUUACCCUCGGUAUCCCUAGAUUACGGGAAAUUCUAAUGGUUGCUUCGAAGAAAAUCAAAACUCCUAGCAUGUCUAUACCAUUUUUACAAGAUGUUCCGAAAUUAGAAAAGAAAGCUGAAAAAUUACGUAGAAGUCUUACCAAAAUCGCGUUGAAGGAUGUACUAGAGAAAAUUGUGAUUAAAGAAACUGUUGAUUUAAGUACCAAACGUCGAAUUUACACAUUGCAAUUACACUAUCUACCUAGGAAAUCGUAUUCCAGUAAUACUACUGUCACUCCAAAACGUAUUUUGAAUUACGUUCAGACUAAGUUUGUAGCGAAUUUGAGGGCCAUGCUGAAAAAGAACGUAUCAAAAACUUACAAAAAUGUAUUAGUCGCUGACGAAUCAAAGGAAAAAAGUAGGAAUCACGAUGAAACGAACGAAGAACUUGACGAGCAGCUAGUUGAUGAUCCGACUAAUAGCGGUGAUUCUGAUGAAGAUUCAGAUGUAGAAGGAGAUGGGGAUGCGACUGAAGCCAAGAUUAAAAAUCGUCGAUUUGAUACUCAAGAAUACGAUGACGAUGAUGAAGACGAUGAUAAAGAUGAAGACGAAGAUGACAAUGAAAAUAUUGAAAAUUCCGACGGAAAGAAGCUGAGCGAAAAACAUUCGAAUACCAAUAAAAGUGAACCUAAGGACUCGGAUGACGAUAGCGAUUUGAAAGAAGAAGAAGAAGAAGAUGAUGAUAUUGAUGUUAGCGAUAUACUGCAAGCAGCAGCUGCUAAAUUAGCAAAAAAAGCACAAUCAAAAAAACCUAUAGAGGAGGAAAAAUACGGCGCAGAUUGUAUUGAGCAUGACGAUGUAAAUUCAUCAUGGAGCAAAAUUGCUAUAUGGACUUGUUUAUCUUUCAAAAAAAUCGACUUUUCCUCGGUAAUUACGGGACUAGCUGAACGUGCUGUGAUACACCAAAUUCCGGGAAUUAAAAGAGCUUUCGUUACCAAUAAUGACGGAGUAGUGAUGUUGCAUACAGACGGUUCCUAUGGCAUUUGGGAAUUGUUCAAGCACGACCGAUUAUUAGAUUUAAAUAAACUGUAUUCAAACGAUGUCCAUGCUGUGGCUGAAACAUAUGGCAUAGAAGCUGCUAACACAGUUAUCGUUAGUGAAAUACAAAAUGUGUUCAAAGUUUAUGGAAUUACCGUCGAUCCUCGACAUCUAUUACUAAUCGCAGAUUAUAUGACGUUUGAUGGUUCUUAUCGACCUUUAAAUAGAACGGGAAUGGAUAGUUGUUCGUCACCUUUGCAACAAAUGACUUUUGAAUCGACGUUGAAAUAUUUGAAAAAUGCUACCAUUAGACAGUUGAAAGAUAAUUUGCAGUCACCUUCCAGCGCUUUAAUGAUAGGAAAAGAAUCUAAGAUCGGUUCUGGUUUAAUGAAAUUGUACUGCAAAUGAAAGAAAAUAAAUUUUUUACGUUUAUUAAAAUGAAA